UGGUGCUGAGCUCUGACUCCUCACUACGGACAAGUCUAGAUCACCAUCACCGGGACGCACGGGAAUCACGCACAGGAAUCCUCGUUUAUUUCGUAUGCUUUCUCGGAUCGCCCCCAUUCGAACCCCAGCAUGACGGACCUCGGUCUCGUCUUUUAGGGAGAACAAUGGUACGCUUCAAAUGUACAUUUUUACUGAGCUGCAGCUGAGCUUUCAUUCAGAGUCCAAGUGGAUCCACACAGCGGGAUGGAUACAAAUUGGUUUGCAGUGCUCAAACUUUUGGCUGUUGGGAUUUUAGUCAAUGCCUGGUUGGUUGGAGGAUUGUCAGCUACAGAGAGUUUCAACAUCGAACCCACCUCUGCCCGGCCAAGGAGACCCUGCAACGAGUCGCGCUUGGAGUGGGAAGUGGAGGUCUGCGGUGAAGACUUCAAGCGCAACAUGGCUCACAUAGACCCUCAGUAUUGGUGUAACCUCACUCACUUUAUCAGUGAGUACCAUGUCUUUACGCUCUGUACAGAGACCAAAUCCGACGUUGUCCACUGCUACUGGCCUAAUCCACUGGUGGAGAGAUACAUCAUCCGCAUACACAAGCACUUUUUCUCCAACUGCACUUUGGAGCAGGUGGUAUGGGUGGACCCUCCUGACAACACGUUAACUAUCCUCAUCCUAAUUCCUGUUUUCCUCACCUUGGCCAUGAUUGUCCUGGUGGUGUGGUGCAGCAAGAGGAGCGACAACCUAGCUUAGAAGGAGAGGGAGACGUUAUACCGUUAUGUAAGAGGGGAGCUGGACUGUGAAUAAAAGACAUCAUCAGAACAUGCAUCCAUUUUCAACACCGCUUAUCCUGGUUAGGGUCGCUGGAGCCUAUCUCAGCUGACUUCGGGCGAAAGGCGGACUACACCCUGAACUGGUCACCAGUCAGUCGCAGGGCACAUAUAGACACGGACAACCAUUUGCACUUACAUUCACAACGCCACUGAGUGGGAACUGAACCCACGCUGCCUUGCACCAAAGUCAGGCGAGUGUACCACUGCACCAUCAGUGACUCAUCAGAACACCACUGUACAAAAUGAAGCAGUGUUCGAAAGUUUUGGGAGGUUGAUUUAGACGGUCAUUUGAUCUGCAGAUGUUCCAGCAAUCCACCACCUAAAGAUAACAAUAAAAAGUUAAAACAUUGUGGGUGCUUUCACACUAGCAUCAUGUAAUCAGUUUUCAUCAAACUCUAGUUCAUAUUCCCCCCUCAGUGUGAUUAUUUGCUCAAGUGUAAAUGCAGUAAUUGACCAAAUCAACCGGUUCGAGGUCCAAACAAACUGGCAUUGUUCGGUUGUGUUGAGAAAGGGGUCCAAUCUCGAUCUGAUCCACAUGGCAAAUCAGGUAAGACCUAAAAGACAUAACAGUGAUGUAAAGACAUACAACAUUUGUUUUCCUGUUUAGCAAAUUAGCAGUUUGCAUGUUAACUGAAAACAGAAUGUCUUCUUUGGACAAUCAAGAUGCUCACCAAGUUGCUGGUCUCCUGUAGCCUGUUGGAUUGCCAAGAUAAGUAUUAAAGCUAUCGGAAAAAGCCAGUUUUGUGUUACGUUGUGUUGUUUUCCUUUCUAGUCUGUACACCAAAACAUUCCUCCUUUUUAGAGCGUUAUCACACAGGAUUUGUUGCGAUCAAUUUUGGUUUGUUUGUAUUUUUAUUCAUUUUUUUUUACCAUGUGAAAAUGAAUCAAACCAUGAUGAAGCGGAUGUAGUUUCCUGAUUUGGACCCAUUAGGCCAAUUACAUAAUGCAUCGCCAGUCUUGUCCUUUGGCAUCAUACAUGACACAAGGGGCUUUUAAUUAACACCAACAUAAACCAAUCAAAGUCUACAUAAUACAGUAUCUUCCUAGAUAGGCUAAAUUAUAUGAUUUUGGGUAAUUCUGUUCAUUUUGUCAAAAUUCCAUUUGAAAACAAAACACAACCUUUGUCUAAACCCGCUCACUGUUGUGGCUAAACCCAUAGUGAUAGUUGAUGGUGUGAAUAUCAUACCAAACCAUCAUGUUCAUUGACUUUAUUUGCAGUUGCAAAGCAUGGUGGGAACCACAAAAGAGACAAUAGUCUCCCACCCAAACAUUAAGGCCACAAAGGUCUUGUCUCAAGCCUCCUGUGCCAUUUACGGAUUUCAAAGGUUUAAAGUAAGGAUUAAAAUCUAUUUCGGAACUAUUCCAUUCCACUUCUAUUUGUACAAAUGACAAUAUGGUUUAUCAAAACUGGUAGACAGAGUUUGCUCCCUUCCAAUCAUAAAGGUUGAGUUUUUUUGUUUGCUUUAUAUUAAGCUGUUCAUCCAGGCACUGGUUGCUAAUCUAACUCUGGAAAGAAUUCAUGUAUAUUUGCCAAAAAUUCAAACUAUUUAUUGUAUUUGCCUUAGAGUUAUAUGUGCAUAUCCAGUGCGAAACAAUAUGACCUUUUUAGGUUUUGAACACUUCGAUGUAGAAAUCGACUGGGCAGACCGAGACCAGUGACCUUGGACGUUCUUGUCAGUCAGCGCACUGUAUUCUAGCGGAAGGCCAAAGUAUCUGGUGAUGGAACUCUUUCAACUCAUGGGAAAUAAGAUUCCCAAAGGACAACAUUUUAAACAUGAUACAUGAAAGGAUGAAAAGGACCCUAAACAUGGACUUAAAGGGAUUCUGCAAGUUUCCACUCACUGCUGAGUUACUCAUGGGGCAGUCGUCACUGGAAAUGAUAAACAAACAUGUGACAACACUAUGAUUCAACUAUUUUGAGUCUCUUGUGGCUGUUUUAUAACAGUGUAACUUAUCAGAUACUGAAGAAUAAAAUACUGUUA
Molecule: messenger RNA, 2803 nt
Organism: Phycodurus eques (leafy seadragon)
Lineage: Eukaryota; Metazoa; Chordata; Actinopteri; Syngnathiformes; Syngnathidae
Product: receptor activity-modifying protein 3-like
Exons: 4
Coding region: 244-741 (165 amino acids)
Biological process (GO): regulation of G protein-coupled receptor signaling pathway; calcium ion transport; protein localization to plasma membrane
Cellular component (GO): membrane; cell surface; signaling receptor complex
Molecular function (GO): coreceptor activity
Source: RefSeq, a predicted model, not a curated record